Messenger RNA from Solanum verrucosum, 3774 nucleotides. RefSeq names its product myosin-binding protein 3-like. Gene Ontology annotation, molecular function: myosin binding. The record is from RefSeq and is a predicted model, not a curated record. Bases 1 to 3333 code for a protein of 1110 amino acids. NCBI's taxonomy places the organism in Eukaryota, Viridiplantae, Streptophyta, Magnoliopsida, Solanales, Solanaceae. The transcript is spliced from 3 exons.
AUGGCUGCCGGAGGGAUUUCAUCUGGUAAACAGAGAAAUCCGCGGGGAUUUAUGACAGUCUUGUCUUCUGCGGUAUGUGAAUGGUUCUUGAUGUUUUUGUUGUUUCUAGAUGCUGCAUUGGCGUAUUUCAUUGCUAAAUUUGCGAGUUACUAUGAGUUGCAAACACCGUGUAUGUUGUGUUCGAGGUUUAAUCAUAUACUUGGUGAUAAGAAAAGUGGAUGUUAUGGGAGUCAUCUUUGUAGGAACCAUAAAGAGGAUGUAUCAUUUCAAGUGUUUUGUCAUAUUCAUGGUAAUCUUGCUGAUGUUCGUGCUAUGUGUGAAGAAUGCCUUGUAUCGUUUGCUACUGAGAAUAUACUUAUUAAAGAGUCGGAUAACUUGAUGAUUGAUAAAUUGGGGAAUAAGAGUUUUAUACCUAGUUCUCCUGGCCCAUGGAACUGUUCUUGUUGUCAGAAGACGUGGAGGGCUCGAUCAAGUGCUCAAAGAUUGCUCCAGCUAACUUCAGUUGGUUUUGGAGCUUCUAAGGCUAAUGUCAAGCCUCCUCUACCACGGGCACCAGGUCGUAGCCGUUUCAGUCGACGUGAUAGCUUUAAGAAGAUCAGGGAUAAAAUUUCUGGGCCAGAGUCACCUAGGACAAGGGCUUCUGCCCUUGACCCUUUAUCACAUGUAGGAUAUACAGAGUUGAAGAUUACUUCAGAUUCUGAGUCAGAAAUCCAGAUGUCUGAUGAUGAGGAUGGAUGUUCUGUAACUCGUGGUAAAAAUGAUUCUAGAUCGGAAGAUAAUGUUCGACAUGGCAAAGGUAUAAUGCAGAAAUUAGAAACCGAUCUGCCUAGCCAAUCUUCUGAAUCCAAGCCUUAUUAUCUGGAUCGACCAAGGCAGCUAGCUGCCAGCUCGGGCAAAACUGUGAGUUUUCAGGCAUCUGAUGAUUUUGUAGGGCAUGGCUUAGCAGAACUUGACUGGGAAAGUCUUUCUCCUAAGACCGGUGCUUCUGUAUUGCCAGAGUUCAUUUCAUCAUAUAAUGUUGCCCAGGCAUCCAACCCUUUAGAAGAUCAUCACACGUCACGAGAGAGUUUAACGUCCAAUGUUUUUCUCCCUCGUAUCUCAGACCUCUCUGCACUUUCGGAGCUCAUAUCAGUGACCAAGACACCUUCUUUAUCCAGUAUUAACAUCCAUGAGACAGAUUUGACGGAAGGAAAUGAUGAAGGAAGCAACUUAACUGAGAAGAAUAAUGCAAAAGCUCCAGUUCAUUUAGAUGAAAGUGCUCCACCUAUAUCAAACCAAAAAAAUCAAGCUGAUAUAUCUGUUGUGAGUAAUGGAGGGAGAAAAAUAUCAGAUAGGCUUGGAGAACCAAGUGCAAUUACUGAUUCUGCAAAUGCUGGCGAAGGUAUGAAGUCGCUUCCCCAACUUUCUACUUCUGUGACGGAUGAAUCGCAAACUGCGAGUCGUAGGAAUCACGAUAGGCUUGGAGAACCAAGAGCAAUUAGUGAUUCUGCAAAUGCUGGAGAAGGUAUGAAGUCGCUUCCACAACUUUCUACUUCUGUGACGGAUGAAUCGCAAACUGCAAGUCUUAGGAAUCAUGAUAGGCUUGGAGAAGCAAAAGCAAUUAGUGAUUCUGCAAAUGCUGGAGAAGGUAUGAAGUCACUUCCACAACUUUCUACUUCUGUGACGGAUGAAUCACAAACUGCAAGUCUUAGGAAUCAUGAUAGGCUUGGAGAAGCAAAAGCAAUUAGUGAUUCUGCAAAUGCUGGAGAAGGUAUGAAGUCACUUCCACAACUUUCUACUUCUGUGAUGGAUAAUCAUGAUAGGCUUGGAGAAGCAAAAGCAAUUAGUGAUUCUGCAAAUGCUGGAGAAGGUAUGAAGUCACUUCCACAACUUUCUACUUCUGUGAUGGAUGAAUCGCAAACUGCAAGUCUUAGGAAUCAUGAUAGACUUGGAGAAGUAAAAGCAAUUAGUGAUUCUGCAAAUGCUGGAGAAGGUAUGAAGUCGCUUCCACAACUUUCUACUUCUGUGGCGGAUGAAUCGCAAACUGCAAGUCUUAGGAAUCAUGAUAUGCUUGGAGAAGCAAGUGCAAUUAGUGUUUCUGUAAAUGCUGGAGAAGGUAUGAAGUCACUUCCCCAACUUUCUACUUCUGUGAUGGAUGAAUCGCAAAUUGCAAGUCUUAGGAAUCAUGAUCAUAGUGAUGACCGACAAAGAAGUGAUGCUUCUAGCUCUGACGGGGUACAUGUGGUUCAAACAUCUACCAUCACGGGGAGAGAUGAUUCUGGUAAUGAAUCAGCAGAUGGAUUCAGCGUCAGUGAUAUUGAGGACGAGAGUAUUGUUGAUAGGUUGAAACGACAGAUUGAACAUGAUCAGAGAUACAUAAAUUCUCUAUACAAGGAACUGGAGGAAGAAAGGAGUGCAUCAGCCAUUGCCACUAAUCAGGCAAUGGCCAUGAUCACUAGGUUGCAAGAGGAGAAGGCAUCACUUCAUAUGGAGGCCUUGCAGUAUUUAAGAAUGAUGGAAGAGCAAGCCGAGUAUGAUAUGGAGGCACUAGAAAGGGCUAAUGAUCAACUUGCUGAUAGGGAGAAAGAGUUGCAAGAUCUGGAAGAAGAGUUAUUAGAAUAUAAAAAUAAUAUUCCAGAUGAGUUAACAGCAGAAGAUCCACAAAAGGAAAACAAAAACCUGAAAGAAGAAAAUGUAAUAAAUGGGAAUCAUAGUUUAGAACAUGUCGAAAACAAGGUCAGUGGCAGUUCAGAUUCGAAAACUAUUAGAGUAUCCAAAAUCUGUGAUAAACCUAGACAGUUUAAUGAUUCAAUAUGUAACUUCGAGGACGAAAAGCAAUGUAUUUCAAAACAUCUGGAGAACUUGGAGAAAAAGCUUUUUCAAAUUUCUGGCAGAAAGGCCUCAGAUAAUGUUCCUUGUAACGGAUAUUCAGAAAGGGUAAAGAAAGAUGCUGAUAAUCAAGUUAAGAAACAAAGUGAUGAUGGGGGAAGUAUUAAUUCCCAACAGGAGGAGGAGAUUUCUUCAUCCACGCGCAAUGAUUUUUCUAAAUCAAAUGGCAGUCCCAUUGACAAGCCUGCUGCUUUAGAUGUGGAAAAUGCUAUUGUUAGUGAAAAGAAAAACCAUUUAGACAAUAAUCAUAGUAAGCUUUCCUCUCUUGGAGGUGAAGUUGAUGGGGCUUCUAUAGGAAAUGAAAUAUCAGAGCUUAGUGGGAGGUUACAAGCACUUGAGGAUGACUGUAAAUUCCUCAUGCAUGCCUUUAACUCGCUCCAGAAUGGACAUGAAGGAAUACAGCUUAUUCAGGAAAUAGCUCAUCAGCUGCAAGAAAUACGGAAAGUCGAUUUUGACAAGAGAUGACUAUCUCUAAACUUUGAAAUUUCAAGUUUUACAAUGACAAGAUUUUCCGGCUGAAACUUUCAAAGAGAUGCAUGCCAGAAUGGAAGCUGUAGCGAGAAGCCCAGCUGCAUCAUUAUUUACAGCUUAUAGUUGGAAGGGAGAAGCUCAUGACACCAAAGAAAUAGUUUUGAUGAUCGAGAAUUGGUCUAAAGUACUGCUUUUCAGGUCUUCUUGUCCUCUUAAAUUGGUUUUGUUGAAAAAAUACCGCUCAUCCUUUUGUUUUUGUUUCGUUUUCCUGGUUUUGGGUCCUUUUUUCACAAUUUUGUUAGUCGUUAAUGUGAUCGUGUGGUGCGAGAUUUUGGUGUAAUGUGUGUAUAUCUUUUUCAAGGUUGGGCUUUGUUGCCAGAUUUCACAACUGUAAAUGCAGAUAGGUUCUUCAAAGGACUUCCAAAUUUGCUUCUA